AUGACCGGGAACCUACUACUACAGAACGACAGCCCCAAUGGCUGGAUCGUGCAGAAAUUCGGUGGUACAAGCGUGGGCAAGUUCCCCGACAGAAUCGCACAGGAUAUCAUCAGACCGUAUGUGAAGGACCAUAGGCUAGUAGUCGUCUGCUCAGCAAGGAGCACAGGCAAAAAGGUUACGGGAACCACAAGUCGGUUAUUGGAGGUAUUCAAGAAUCUCAAGGCCAUUGCCGCAGAUUCAAGUGACGAGCGGAAACAAGAUGCCCUCCUCAAGGAUGCCAAGCGAGUUAUGCAGGACAUCUGCAGCGACCACACCGCCGCGGCCGACAAGUUCAUCAAGGACGCCGAGCUUGCGGCCAUUGUGAAGGAGGAGACGGUAAAGGAGUGCCAGCUACUGAUCGAGUACCUGGAAGCUGCCAAGCGAUUCCACCUUGAAGUAAACUCGCGGGCAAAGGACCGAGUCAUCAGCUUCGGCGAGAAGCUCAGCUGCAGAUUCAUGGCCUACAUGCUCAAAGACCGGGGAGUAGACGCCGAGUACGUUGACCUUGCCGACGUCCUUCACUUCGACGCCAGCAUCGAGCGUCUCGACGCCACCUUCUAUCGCGACGCGGCCGGGAUCAUCGCCAAGAAGAUCCUCGCCUGCGAGAACCGCGUACCAGUCGUCACCGGCUUUUUCGGCAACGUGCCGGGCGGCCUGCUCGACGGCGACGUCGGCCGCGGCUACACGGACCUAUGUGCGUCUCUCGCGGCCGUAGGCCUGAAAGCCGACGAGCUGCAGAUCUGGAAGGAAGUCGACGGCAUCUUCACCGCAGACCCAUCCAAGGUGCCCACGGCGCGCCUCGUCCCGUCCAUCACGCCCUCCGAGGCCGCCGAGCUGACCUUCUACGGCUCCGAAGUCAUCCACCACCUGACCAUGGACCAGGUCAUCAAAGCCACUCCCCCGAUCCCCAUCCGCAUCAAGAACGUCAAGAACCCGCGCGGCGAGGGCACCAUCGUCAAGCCCGACCCCCUGCUGGCCCCCGACCAGACCCUCCAGCGACACAAGCAGAACGGCGUCUACUGCAACGGCACCAAAACAAACGGCGGCUGCCCCGGCAAGUCCAACAAACCCAAGCGCCCCACGGCCGUCACCAUCAAGGACAAGAUCUCCAUCAUCAACAUCCACUCCAACAAGCGGUCGAUCGCGCACACCUUUCUGGCGAGAUUGUUCGCCAUCCUCAACAAGCACCGCGUCAGUGUUGACCUGAUCUCCACCAGCGAGGUGCACGUUUCCGUGGCCGUGCACAUGGGCAACGCCGAGAUGACCAACUUUGACGCGGCCGUCAGGGACCUGGCUGACUGCGGUGAUGUGAGCGUCCUCCAUGGUCUGGCUAUCCUCAGUCUGGUGGGCGCGGAGAUGAAGAAUAUGAUUGGUAUUUCGGGCAAGAUGUUUUCGACGUUGGGUGAUCAUAGGAUCAAUAUUGAGAUGAUUUCUCAGGGUGCCAGCGAGAUCAACAUCUCCUGUGUUAUCGACGCUAGGGACGCCGAGCGGGCUAUGAACAUCUUGCACACCAACUUGUUCACUUUCCUGGAGUAA
Messenger RNA from Neurospora tetraspora, 1575 nucleotides. RefSeq names its product Aspartate/glutamate/uridylate kinase. Gene Ontology annotation, molecular function: aspartate kinase activity. NCBI's taxonomy places the organism in Eukaryota, Fungi, Ascomycota, Sordariomycetes, Sordariales, Sordariaceae. The transcript is spliced from 4 exons. The coding region runs from base 1 to 1575 and encodes 524 amino acids. Gene Ontology annotation, biological process: L-homoserine biosynthetic process. Gene Ontology annotation, cellular component: cytosol. The record is from RefSeq and is a predicted model, not a curated record.